Messenger RNA from Phytophthora sojae, 972 nucleotides. RefSeq lists its product as hypothetical. Gene Ontology annotation, biological process: response to hydroperoxide. Lineage: Eukaryota; Oomycota; Peronosporomycetes; Peronosporales; Peronosporaceae. The coding region runs from base 1 to 972 and encodes 323 amino acids. Gene Ontology annotation, cellular component: cytosol. The record is from RefSeq and is a predicted model, not a curated record. The transcript is spliced from 2 exons.
AUGUCCUCCGCUCGCCUCGUGUACGUGCUGUCCCCGGCCAAGACGCUGGACCUGUCGGCCUCCCGCAUCUCGCAAUGCUCCCAGCCACGACUGCUGUCCGACGCGCACGAAUUGAUCUCGCAGCUGCGCGCUCUGUCCCAAGCCAAGGUCAAGUCCCUAUUGGGAGUGAGCGACGCGCUGGCCAAGCUCAACUACGACCGCUUCCAGUCCUUCGACGUGUCCGAGACGGCCACGAAAGCCUCCGGCCCUCGCGAAACCCUGAAGCAGGCGGCGCUGGCCUUCAACGGGCCUGCGUACCAGGGUCUGGAGGCUCAUAACCUGUCUGAGUCGGACCUCGAGUACGCCCAGACCCAUCUCCGUGUCCUCUGCGGUCUGUAUGGAGUUCUGCGACCGCUAGACCUGAUCCAGCCCUAUCGACUGGAAAUGGGUCAGAAGUUCGCCAACAAGCGCGGGAAGGACCUGUACGAGUUCUGGGGGGACACAAUUGUGUCCGAGUUGGACGCUCUUUUCAGUGACGAGGAGGCCAAGGAGGACGAGAAGAAGCAGCGGGUGCUGGUCAAUGUGGCGUCGCAGGAAUACUUCAAGAGUCUGCCCCGUGACGCGCUGGACAAGGCUGGAAUCUCGGUGGUCGACUGCGUCUUCAAGGACGACGGCAAGAUCAAGUCGGUGUAUGCCAAGCGCGCGCGAGGACUCAUGUGUCGGUAUCUGAUCCAGAAGCGAGUGGACUCGCUGGAGGGGAUCACGGGCUUCGAUCUCGAAGGCUACAAGUACUCGAGUGCAGCUUCCAGUGACGACACUUUCGUGUUCACGCGCACGGCUGCAGAACAAAAGGCGGCACUGCAGCAGACGAAGGCAAAGGCGGCGACACCGGCAAAAGCAAAAGUGAAGGCCAGUCCGAAGACCAAGAGGAAGAAGAAGGAGCCGAAGCCUCAACUGCGUCGCUCCACGCGCAAGAAGCGCAAGACAGACUGA